AUGAGGGAAGAGAUCAGCCAACUUAUAGAGAUACAGAAAAGCAUGCAGGAGAUGCUGAUUAACCAGUCACAAAGUCAAAGGUCAACUCCUCAGCCUAAGCCACAGUCUCAUGUAUUAACCCCUCCAGUUCCUUCGCCUAGAGUUGCAAGCAGACAGUCAGACUCUCCAGUGCCUACACCAGCUCCUAGAGCCUUUCCAGUUCCUGCACCGUGCCGCCUUUCUACACCUAAGAAUACAGAUCCUUCUGCAGCUAAAGUCAGCUAUGCACAGUAUGCUCCUUCAGUGCGGCUUAACUCAAAUGCCUUUGUUCCAGAUAAUGUGGCUGCUCACAUAUCCUCAGGUACUGUUGACACUCAUAGAGACACAAGGCAGCCAACAACAGGAAGGAGAGCUUCUAUUAUCUCCACAUCUCCUACCCCUUAUUCUAGUCAGCCACAUGCAGCACCAGUUAACUUUCCUGGGAUCCAGACUAACACUACAAGACAGGAGAUAAUUUAUAGAGGUCCGCAGCCAACCAUUCCAGAUUUCACCCGUCGAGACCCUGGUGAAUUUGCCCGUCUCAAACUUUCCUUGAAUAACUUGCUACCUGAUGAAGCUACAGAGCUAUUCAAGUACCAGGUUUUGGUGGAUCACCUAAAGUUAACAGAUGCUCGCCUCAUCGCUGAUUCCUUUUUAAAUUCAUCCACUCCCUACUCAGAUACCAUGGCAGCUCUCACUGAACGGUUCGGUCGACCUCAUCAGCUUGCCCUGAGCAAAAUUGCUGCCAUUAUGGAUGCCUCAGAUGUUCAGCCUGGCGACACUGUAGGCUUUGAACGCUUCACUCUUCAGAUACAAGCUCUAGUAGGAUUCCUUAAGACAUUAGGAACAGAAGGAGACAUUGAAUUGCAUUGUGGAUCCCAUGUGGCUCGACUUUUAUCCAAGCUCCCUCCAGAACAAAGAGCAUCCUUCCGCAGACACAUGAGUUAUGAGCCGGGCUCAGUGUACACGCUUCUUGAUCUAGCUAAAUGGCUUAAUUUUGAAUCCUGGUGCCAAGAUCCAGAGAGCUUUGGUGGAUAUAAGCCCCAGAGAGAUAGAGCCCGUUCCCGAGUGGAUCAACAGAAGGAGACUAAAGCCAAGGUUAGACAGACUACCAUAUUUCACAGCUCAAAUGAACCAUCUCCCCCAGUGCCACCAGUGUCAACCAAGAGUCAAGGCAAAGGCUACGCUUUCUGUCCAUACUGCAACAGUAAAGAGCAUUACCUGAGUCAAUGUGCCACAUUCCAGUGCCUAACCAAAGACCAAGUGAUCGACUGGAUUAAGACUAACAACAGAUGCUGGAAGUGUGGGCGUAACCAUAGAGCUGCUCAGUGUACUCUCAAGAAACUCUGCCAUUUGUGUAAUGGAAAGCACCUCCAGAUCCUCCAUGAGAUCAACAUUAAGCCAGUGAAUGAAGGGACUUGUUUGGUCAGUUCAACUAGCAAAAAGCUAUACCUAGACCGUCCUCAAGGAUUCAGUAGUGUCCUUCUUAAAGUGGUCAGAGUCAUUCUGAAGCAUAAGGGACAGAGCCUAGAUACUUACGCUGUGCUUGAUGAUGGUUCUGAACGAACUAUGCUGUUGACAUCAGCAGCCAGGAGGUUGGGACUUACCGGCCAGGCAGAGGACUUGGCUUUGAGAACUAUAAGGCAAGAUGUCACUAAGCUUCGUGGUACCUCAGUGUCCUUUCAGAUUUCAACCCCAUUCCAGCCUGGCAAGAGUUACAAUAUAACGGGAGCCUUCACGGCAGAACUACUGAGCUUAGCCGAACAUUCAUACCCUGUUGCAGAUCUUCAGCGACGUUACCGACAUCUGAGAGGCUUACCAUUACAGCCUAUUCACAAAGCCUGUCCACUGUUAUUGAUCGGAGCAGAUCAUCCUCACCUUAUCACUCCGAUUGAACCAGUCCGCAUCGGUCCACCUGGAGGUCCAGCAGCUGUCAAGACAAGACUGGGUUGGUCUUUACAAGGCCCAGCAAGAGUCUUUGGAGACAAUGUGAAACCUCAACAGUGUCUGCACAUUGCUGUUAAUCCCUCGAUGACAGAGUUGUUCCAAAAUGUUGAGAGACUCUGGCAAGCAGACGUGAUUCCCAACAGAACAGAGAAAUCUGUCAUUCGGUCUAAGCAGGACCAAGAAGCCUUUGACUUGCUCCAGUCACAGACUGUCAGAGUACUGAUCGAUGGUGUGAGUCGCUACGCCACUCCUCUCCUGCGUAAGAAAGAUAUGCCUAUACUUCAUGCUCCCAUGGAGGCAGUGCUUCCUAACCUUCGGAACACAGAGAAACGUCUGGAGAAAGACCCCAGUAAAGCAGCCGCCUACCAACAGGAGAUGAAGAAAUUGGAGACCUCAGGCUAUGUUGUCAAACUCCCACCUGAAUCAUUUGAUGCACAAAGUGAAUCGUGGUUCAUCCCUCACCACAUUGUGCAGCACAAUGAAAAAAACUGUGUGGUUUUUAACUGUUCAUUUGACUUUGAAGGCCAUAACCUGAAUGACUAUCUGCUGCCAGGACCAGCCUUGGGCCCAUCCUUGUUGGGUGUAUUCUUGCGCUUCCGUGAAUAUCCAGUGGCAAUAAGCGGUGAUAUUAAAGGGAUGUUCCAUCAGGUUCGUCUUCUACCCGGUGAUAGGCAUCUUCUCCGCUUUAUAUGGCGAGACUUGGACAGAUCUAAACCACCAGACAUCUACGAGUGGCAAGUGCUACCUUUCGGCACUACUUGUAGCCCAUGUUGUGCCAUUUAUGCUGUCCAAAGACAUGUCAUGGAUCAUAGCACUCCUGAUGACAACAUCCGAACCACUGUUGAAAGGAAUUUCUAUGUGGACAAUUGUUUGGAAAGCCUACCAUCCCCUCAGGAGGCAAGGCAGCUUGUAGACAGACUCUGCACCCUCUUUGCCAGUGGUGGGUUCGAACUUCGCCAGUGGGCGAGUAAUGACCCCAGUGUGGUGGACCACCUACCAACAGAAGCGAGAUCCAGCAGUACCGAAUUGUGGCUAUCUCAAGAUCGUACCAAUGUGCAAGAAUCUGCACUAGGUUUAAGGUGGCACUGCAAAUCAGACCUCCUUGGGUAUAAAAUCUGUCAUGUCAAGCCUGGACCAUGUACCCUUCGACACAUUUAUAAAGUACUUGCAACCCAGUACGACCCCUUAGGCUUCAUACUCCCAUUCACCACACGAGCCAAGAUUUUAGUUCAGAGAUUAUGGGACAAGCAACGAGAGUGGGAUGACCCAAAUCUACCUGACGACCUUUUGAUAACCUGGAAGGAAUGGGAGGCAGAACUGCCUACAUUAGCCAGUAUUUCACUACCCCGCUCUGUCACAUCCUCAAACAUUGAUCAGUCUCACAACAUCAAACAGAUUCACAUCUUUUGCGACGCUUCUCAGCAAGCUUAUGGAUCUGUUGCCUACCUACGGACUGAAGACGAUAGUGGUCAUAUUCAAUUAGCCUUUGUAAUAGCAAGAUCCAAGGUUGCCCCAAAACGACAUCUGACCAUUCCCAGACUAGAGCUGUGUGCUGCCCUGAAUGGUGCUCAAUUAGCCAGACUCUUGAAUACUGAGCUCACCCUCAAGAUCAAUUCAGUGACACUAUGGACAGAUUCCACCACUGUUCUGGCCUGGCUCAAAUCUGAAUCUUACAGAUUCAAGGUGUUUGUUGGAACCAGGAUAGCUGAAAUUCAAGAGCUGACUGCAGAAAGUACCUGGCGAUAUGUGGAUUCCAGCAGUAAUCCAGCAGAUGAUCUCACCCGAGGUAAAACUCUUUCUCAACUAUCAGUGCCCAACAGAUGGAGCCAAGGACCAUCGUUCCUGCUUGAGUCUGAAUCGGUAUGGCCUGUCUCUCCUCCCAUACAACUACCAGAAAUUAAAACAGAGCAGCGCAAAGGAAUCUUCUGUGGUCUUAUGACGGAAGUGGUUGUGCCUGACAUUCCUGACCUUUCUACUCACAGCACCUGGAACGAGUUAGUAGAGGCCACAGUUCAGGGGCUAAAAGAUACAGGACCACCAUCAGCAGCAGACUACCAAACUGCGGAAUGGCAUAUCCUGCAGAAAUCUCAAAUUGAUAGUUUUCCCGAUGAGUACAAACUGCUAAAAGCAGGUAAAUCUGUACCUUCCACUAGUCGGCUACUUGCUCUUGCCCCAGAAUUUGACGACUCUUGCCAACUUAUCAGAGUUGGUGGUCGUUUACGUCGAGCUGAAGGACUAGAGCUGUCAGUUAUACACCCUGUAGUUCUUGACCCACAUCACUGGGUUACCAAGCUGCUGAUCCAAGACUAUGACAGUAAACUCUGCCAUCCAGGACCUGAAAGAGUUUUCGGAGAGAUAAGGAGAAACUUUUGGAUACUGAGAGGUCGGGAAGCUAUACGUAAAGAACAACAUCUGUGCAAAGACUGUCAAAAAUGGAAAAACCAACCAGUUAUUCCCAGAAUGGCAGAUUUACCACCAGCUCAACUCAGACUACUCAAACCCCCAUUCUACAGUACAGGCAUGGACUGUUUCGGGCCAUUCCAAGUUAAGAUUGGAAGACGAUGUGAAAAGAGGUGGGGAAUCAUUUUCAAGUGUCUCACAACACGAAGCGUGCAUCUAGACCUCCUCACAUCUAUUGAUACUGAUUCCUUUCUGAUGGCCUUGAGGAGAUUUGUAGCUCGCCGUGGCACACCUUCUGAGUUGUAUUCGGACCAUGGCACUAACUUCCAUGGAGGACAAAGAGAGUUGCAAGAAGCCUUUACAUCGCUCACUCCCCAACUCCAGCUACAUUUAGCUAAACAGAAAAUUUCUUUCCACUUUAACCCGCCUGGAGCCCCACAUUUUGGAGGUGCGUGGGAAAGAGAAAUUAGGUCUGUCAAGACAGCCCUUCGUGUCACAGUCGGCUCCCAAGUUGUAACAGAGGAAGUUCUCCAGACGGUACUCAUUGAGGUGGAGGGAAUGCUUAACAGCAAGCCCCUUGGUUACCUUUCCAGUAAUGUAGCUGACCUUGACCCUGUUACACCAAAUUAUCUGCUUAUGGGGCGGCUAGACAGCUCACUACCCUUUGUAGUUUAUCCUGCUACAGAACUUAUGGGCAGAAGGAGAUGGAGGCAGAGUCAAGUUCUGGCCGAUCAGUUCUGGUUAAGCUUCAUUCGUCAUUACCUGCCUACGUUACAGACCCGCAACAAGUGGCACACAGAUGCCAGCGACAUUUCUACCGGAACCAUUGUAAUGCUCAUCGAUCCACAGCUACCAAGAGCAUUGUGGUUAGUAGGCAAAGUUGUGAAGACCUUCCCAGGUUCUGAUGGCCAUAUUAGAGCUGCAGAGAUCCAGGUUAAGGACAAGACCUACACCCGACCUGUUGCCCGCCUGAUCCCCCUUCCUGCAUUCACAGAUCAAGAACAACCUGCAUUAGCCCCCUCGGACUGAUUAGUUAUAUUGAGUACAAAUAUGCAUAGCAUAUUUGGGGGCGGCCGUGUAAACUGCGCUCUGAUUGGUUGAAUGACGUCAGUCAGUGCCUCGUAGUCAGUAAGAGAUGAGCUGUGAAUGCUCUGCUGCAUCCUUUCCUUGAGCAGUUAACUUAUGUGAGCGAGUUAAUGACCAGAAAACCACUCACUGUUACCACUUCCUGUUACUGCUUGAAAUGAAUCAUCAGUAAACCUCAAACUCUGGUUCAACUGUGUCUUAUGUGUUCUUGCCGACACACCAGUGCGGAUACAAACCCACCUCCUCCAGCACAAAUACAGUCCUU
Megalobrama amblycephala (Wuchang bream) is the source of this 5716-nucleotide messenger RNA. RefSeq lists its product as uncharacterized. The transcript is spliced from 2 exons. Gene Ontology annotation, biological process: DNA integration. Lineage: Eukaryota; Metazoa; Chordata; Actinopteri; Cypriniformes; Xenocyprididae. Gene Ontology annotation, molecular function: nucleic acid binding. Bases 1 to 5394 code for a protein of 1797 amino acids. The record is from RefSeq and is a predicted model, not a curated record.